ACAAUUUCUUUCUGAUAAACCCCUAGGGUUUUACUUCCUUCGCGUCGGAAAAACCGGCGUCCCCUUCGUUCACCCUGAUGCCCGUCAGUUCCAAGCUUAUUGCUCUACUCUCUUCCUCCUCGCCCCUCCGCCUUUUCACCUCUUCCUCCUCGCCCCUCCGCCUUUUCACCGUCGGUUGCCUUGCUCGUUAUACUCACCAUCCGUUCGCCGCCUUUUCCUCCGCGUCGGUCUUUCAUGGCCGUCAUUACUCCGUCUUCAAUCGCCCCAAUUUCAGGUUUUGGUACGGAGCAGCAAAUCAUUUCCACUCGGAAGCAGCUAUCAACGAACGGUGCGGCGAGGGAGCGACCUCGUUCUCUGAUUCCCAGAAUUCGCAUCCAUGGCCGGAGUGGUCGAAGCUUGCGGGUCUAUUGGCAGAGAAAGGUUACUUAGAUCGGUGCAUAACGUCUGGUGAUGACGAUGACACGUUUUUAGCGGAUGAGGAUUUACCGGAGGAGUUUUUGAAGGCUGCUAAGGCAUGUCUAGGCUUUGCAAGGGACCGGCCAGACAUUUUAAGGCUUCUUGCCAAGAAAAAUGUAGAGGCUAUUGUGCUGAAUGGGUUUCCAUUCUUAUUCAAGAAUGGUGAGAAUUCAGCUAGGAGGUUGAAAUUGUAUCUAACUGGCGAAGGAAGCAAUGAAUUAGAGCUGGAGAAGGCUCAAACUAUUGAUGUCAUGCGGUAUCUCUUGAGCCAUGUCUAUGGCCUUUUGUCUUCAUCAGAUGACACUAAUUUGACAUUUGACAAACUUGUUGAAAGUUCCGUGCGAAAAUUAUUGUGUGAAUUGUUUAAUUUGAGUGGAACUGUGUGGAAACCAAAAUCAGUAGACGCCACCUUGGCAGAACUUCCCUCAAGCAAUGAACAGUUGUCUGUCCAUCUUGGGCAAUAUGCUGAAAGGAGUAGUGGUGACUUGAUUUACCCAAAUUUGCAUAGGAUUCCAGUUCGAUCGUCUGCUGCAUCAGAAAAUCAGCCAAACGUUUUGGACAACACUACUGACAAAGAAUACCGAAACAGCAUCUUCAACCAGAAACAAGGCCCUGAGGAGACCCCAUCAUCGGAAAUUGGAGGUAGGAGUCCGUCAACUAGCGGUUUUAUCUCUUAUUCUGGUCAGCCUUCCGCCAGCACUUUGGACGAAAAAUUAGAAUCUCAAAAUAGAGUUCAAAUGAGCAGCACAUCUAAUGCACAGCUACCAACUGAGACCAAUGCUGCUUAUGGCUUUACAAAUCCAGGUCAACCAUUUAGCCACUCGGGAAAUAACUAUAAUUCUUAUUAUGGCGGAUACACAGGGAAGUCAACCCAGCCAUCUUUUAACUCAUGGACAAACAGCUGUCCUACCUAUGGUGGAUCAAUUGCAACUUCAUCUACGCCGCCCAGUAGCUCAUUGAAUGAGCACCCUGCUACCUCAUACAAUGGAUACAAUGCAAACGCAUACCACAACAGCAGUGCAUUUCAUGGCAGACCAACUACAAAUUCAUCUCAGGUUCCCACGAACUCAUGGAACAACAACCACAACACUUCUUUUACCGGAUCCAAUGUUGGUUCAGCCCAACCAUCAAACACCUUAUGGAGUAACAGCAAUCCAUCACAUGGCGGGUCAUCUCUGAAUUCAUCUCAGCCACCACCCAGCGAGUCAUGGAGCAAUUACAACACUGCAAAUCCAGCUCUACCAUCCAGUAACUCUUGGUGUAACGGCAUUACAUCUUAUGGCAAAUCCACUCCAAACUCAUCUCCACCACCGAUUGGUUAUCAUGGUAACUACAGUACACAGUACGAGGGAUACAGCAGUACAUCUCAAACUGGAUUCACUUCCAACUCAUGGAACACGAACAAUGCUUCACCUGGUGGAUUCCAUGAGGAAUUAAAGCAGCCUUCUAAUAUCUCUUACAGUUCAUCCACAGCGUAUUCAUCACCCCAGCCACCCAACAACUCAUGGAACAAUUACAAUACCCCAUAUGGCGAGAAUGUUACGAAAUCAACCCAACCAUCCGGCAACUAUUGGAGUAACAACAAUACAUCCUUUGGUAGCCACAACUUAAAUUCAUCUCAUCCCCCCAGUAACUCAUGGAAUAACCACAAUACUAACCCGCCCGCAAAUUCUACGGAGCCAUCCAUGAGCUCAAGGAACAGCAAUAAUUCUUAUGCUGGAGUCAGUGCAGAUUCAUAUCAUAGAUAUCCUGCAAAUUCAAACCAGCAGUCGAGUCAUUCGUGGAAUAACAGCAGCAGUUCUUAUCCCGGAGCCUCUGCAAAUCCAACUCAGUCUACAUGUAGUACGUGGAACAACAGCAGAGAAAGUUAUAGUGGGUUUCCUCAGACAAGCAAUGGAUUGCCUUCUAGUGUGAAUGCGAAUUAUGGUUAUUCAGGGAGGAGCUUGGAAGGAUCUUGUGUGAAAGAAGGGCCUGACCCGUUGGACAUGUCUGAAGAAGCAAAGGCUGAGAGAUGGUUUCGCCGGGCUGCUCAAAUCAAGGAUAUUUCAGAGCUUAGCCAGAUACCUGAUGAAGAUUUCCCUCAAAUUAUGCCAAUGAGGAAGGGAGUUAACAGGUUUGUUGUCAGUAAGAGGAAGACUCCUCUUGAGAGGAGAUUGGCAUCACAACAGUACAAGAGAAGCUUGCCUGUUGUUAGUUCUGAGCCUGAGAAAGAACCAACAGCUAGAGAGACAGAAAUUAAUCUUCAUCCAGAUUGAUGGCUGUGAGUUGGUUAGAUUUUUUCCAUUAUAUUUAUGUUAGCAAAGCAGAGUUUCUCUAAUUUAGUGGAACACUUGUAUCAAAAUAAUUGGUGACUGGCAACUUCUUCUAUAUGCUUUGAGUAAAGAAAAUUUUUAUGAUAAAAAUGAGAUAUGGCAACUUCGUUUAUGUAAAGCAUA
This is a messenger RNA of Phalaenopsis equestris, 2891 nucleotides long. Its product is annotated as probable serine/threonine-protein kinase clkA. The record is from RefSeq and is a predicted model, not a curated record. Gene Ontology annotation, molecular function: mRNA binding. Gene Ontology annotation, cellular component: cytoplasm. The transcript has 5 exons. Lineage: Eukaryota; Viridiplantae; Streptophyta; Magnoliopsida; Asparagales; Orchidaceae. Bases 78 to 2711 code for a protein of 877 amino acids.